ACCCUUAUUUAACUACAGUUCUCAGUCAAAAUUCACAGUUAGUCUUUUGCCUCACACUGUGCUGUACGUAUACCUGUCGCAUUUGGAAAAUGGUUCGUUUUUUAUUUGUUCUCGUGCUGUCCUUCGCCUGUAGUAGAGUGUCUGACGGGCAGCCUCUUGGUAACCACCGGAUCUCUCUAGAGGCAGCUCAAAUGGAACAACGGAUACUAGCCAGCAUCAGAUCCAUACUGCCGCAACUCAUUAAUAGCGACACGUGCGGGAGUGAAAAACAAAUGAACUCAGAAUAUCUGUCAGCCUUGGAGGACAAGAUCAAGCUCCUACGAUUAGAGGGACAGGCUGCUCUGUCAGCCUUGGAGGACAAGAUCAAGCUCCUACGAUUAGAGGGACAGGCUGCUCUGUCAGCCUUGGAGGACAAGAUCAAGCUCCUACGAUUAGAGGGACAGGCUGCUCUGUCAGCCUUGGAGGACAAGAUCAAGCUCCUACGAUUAGAGGGACAGGCUGCUCUGUCAGCCUUGGAGGACAAGAUCAAGCUCCUACGAUUAGAGGGACAGGCUGCUCUGUCAGCCUUGGAGGACAAGAUCAAGCUCCUACGAUUAGAGGGACAGGCUGCUCUGUCAGCCUUGGAGGACAAGAUCAAGCUCCUACGAUUAGAGGGACAGGCUGCUCUGUCAGCCUUGGAGGACAAGAUCAAGCUCCUACGAUUAGAGGGACAGGCUGCUCUGUCAGCCUUGGAGGACAAGAUCAAGCUCCUACGAUUAGAGGGACAGGCUGCUCUGUCAGCCUUGGAGGACAAGAUCAAGCUCCUACGAUUAGAGGGACAGGCUGCUCUGUCAGCCUUGGAGGACAAGAUCAAGCUCCUACGAUUAGAGGGACAGGCUGCUCUGUCAGCCUUGGAGGACAAGAUCAAGCUCCUACGAUUAGAGGGACAGGCUGCUCUGUCAGCCUUGGAGGACAAGAUCAAGCUCCUACGAUUAGAGGGACAGGCUGCUCUGUCAGCCUUGGAGGACAAGAUCAAGCUCCUACGAUUAGAGGGACAGGCUGCUCUAUCAGCCUUGGAGGACAAGAUCAAGCUCCUACGAUUAGAGGGACAGGCUGAUCUGUCAGCCUUGGAGGACAAGAUCAAGAAUCAAACCACACAAUUAGGCUCGCUUAAGGCACAGAAUGAUAAACAACAAAUGGAUAUAUGCAAACUUUUGUUCGAUGGCGCAUACAGAGCAUUCGAUUCCGUCAAGACAUAUGUCAGGGGUGCAGAGAACAACAGAAAGCGCGAUUCAUUGGAUUUCGAGGAAGUGUUUAGCGUUUUACAUUCCCUGUCAAUAAAAUCGACCUUUUAUAAAGUACCUACUUGUUUUCUGUCAUAUUGAUGUUAAUGAAGUUAUAAAUAAAUGUAUAAUCCUUUUUUAACGAACCAGAGAGUGGUCUUGUUUCCGGCUUUCCUCGUUUUCAAAUGACACGGCAAUGUUUUGUUUUUUUUUUAUCAAAAGUGAAGGGCGUAAACCACCUUAAUACAUGUGUGUAUUUCUUCUAAUUUGAUGUUAAAAUUAUUUUGUCAGCAACAUGCUAUUAUAUUGGCACACGCACAACUGUUUUGAUAUAAAAUAAAUAUCGUCUUAUCAUUAGAUAUUGAAGUUGAUGAUAUUAUACAGGUAUAUAACGUUGUUUUUUGAAUUUUUUGCUGAAAAAAUACUAUUUGAUCAAAUAUAAUAUUUAAUAUAUAGUUUAAGGUAAAACGAAAAUAUAUUAACGUGAGCCCAGACUAAUUACUUUUACGUACACGAACACGGUGAAACUAUCUUAUAUUGCUAUAAUUUACAUUAAUGUCGGAUUAUAAAUGUUUGUGUCUUGCUGUAAAAAUGAAAUGACAUUGAAACGUCGGUCUGUAUACUGUGAUAUUGCUGUACCUAUAUCAACAGCAUUGCGAGUACAAUAAAACAUCAAUGCAUAGACUUUUCCUAUUUUCAGAAAAAGUGGAUCCCAACGCGACUGUACUUGCCUUUAAGGAUUGAUGCUAUCUGUUCGUGGAAGAACAGAGUUUGACCUGGUCCGCCG
This is a messenger RNA of Mizuhopecten yessoensis (Yesso scallop), 2049 nucleotides long. RefSeq names its product sarcolemmal membrane-associated protein-like. The transcript is spliced from 3 exons. The record is from RefSeq and is a predicted model, not a curated record. NCBI's taxonomy places the organism in Eukaryota, Metazoa, Mollusca, Bivalvia, Pectinida, Pectinidae. The coding region runs from base 90 to 1364 and encodes 424 amino acids.